This is a messenger RNA of Opisthorchis viverrini, 1079 nucleotides long. RefSeq lists its product as hypothetical. NCBI's taxonomy places the organism in Eukaryota, Metazoa, Platyhelminthes, Trematoda, Opisthorchiida, Opisthorchiidae. Gene Ontology annotation, cellular component: cytoplasm. Gene Ontology annotation, molecular function: ubiquitin conjugating enzyme binding; ubiquitin binding. The transcript is spliced from 7 exons. Bases 1 to 849 code for a protein of 282 amino acids. Gene Ontology annotation, biological process: ubiquitin-dependent protein catabolic process. The record is from RefSeq and is a predicted model, not a curated record.
AUGUUCGCAGGCUACACUCGUCAUCGAACUACACAACCAAUAAUCUCAUUAGCAAAAAUGGCCACUGAUUUCAGUGUUACCGAAGCAACUCCUAGUGCCACUUCACUUGCUGAAAAACGGCAACAGUGCUUGCUGUGUCCCCUUCCCAAUGAUUUCCUCAGAGUUCUACCUUACAACGAAGACCUGCGUGCCCGCGGUGCUGUCCAAAAGGAGGAACGUUAUUUGGAGCUGGUCAUUAAUGAGGCCCGUCUCGUAAAAAACUAUGGUCUGACUGCAAUGAAUCCGUAUUGCCGUGUUCGUCUGGGUGAUGCACGUUAUGAGACACAAACUGCCAUGAGUUCAUCCAAACAUCCUGUUUGGAAUGAAGUUUGCAGAUUACCACUACGCAGUGACACGCAUUUACUUUCCAUCGUGUUGAUGAACGAAGGCCUCGUAUUGAGUGACUCGAAAAUUGCGUGGGCAACCAUUCCACUACCACAGGCCAUUCUGGAGGGCGAGUGCGUGGAUAUGUGGUAUGAACUUAGUGGAAAGCAGGGGGAAGACUUAGAAGGAACCAUUCAUUUAGCUAUGCGGAUCAGGACCGUCCUGAGACUGGAUCCCAGUUAUCGUGUCAAUGCUGUACGCGCUGUUCCUUGUGGUCCUCUGGUUCCACCCACAUCUGAUGUUCCUUCUGUCACAGCCCAAGGCCAACAACAGACAGCUCGACCGAUUACUGCGGAGGAUAUACAGGCAAUCAAGGAAGUUUUCCCGAGCAUUCAGGAUGACACCAUUCAAACGCUUCUAGAGUCCCAUGACGGAAAUCGGGAUGAGGUCACAAGUGAAUUACUGCGAAUGACGAAUGAAACUUGAACAUCCGGUCAGCCCUUGACAGAUGAAACCCUUCGAAAACCCUCAUUUCGACUUUCUUCACGACACUUGUUAUUAUCAUCCCUCUGUUUACAAUCACGUUAUUUCAGACAUACUGAUAUACUGGUCAUCAAUGGUUUCCCCGGGCCUUUUUUGGAGUUACUUUGGCUUGUGUCGUCAAAUUGUUCACAGUGAACCUGAAUGAUUGAGUUUCUUUGGUUUGUGAUACUGUG